Messenger RNA from Cetraspora pellucida, 938 nucleotides. The record is from the annotation of a GenBank genome assembly. NCBI's taxonomy places the organism in Eukaryota, Fungi, Glomeromycota, Glomeromycetes, Diversisporales, Gigasporaceae.
AUGGCUACACAUUCAGUCGACAUUUCUGAGAAAAUAGUUGAAAACAUAAACAUUUCAAGUAUUGAGGAAAAAAGAUUGUUAACAAAGCUUGAUUUAAGAAUCAUUCCUUUGCUUACACUUCUUUUUACCCUUAGUUUCUUGGAUAGGGUUAACAUUGGAAAUGCGAAAUUAGCCCAUUUGGAACGUGACCUUAAUUUAACAGGGGAUCAAUUUAAUUGGUGUUUGGCCAUAUUCUUUUUGGGGUAUGUUGUAUUUGAAGUUCCAUCCAAUAUCAUGUUAAUCAAAAUCAGACCUUCGAUUUGGAUUUCAACACUCACGGUCGGUUGGGGUAUCACAAUGAUAUGCAUGGCAUUUGUAAAAAAUUUUUCUCAGUUGAUGGGUGUAAGAUUUUUAUUGGGUGUUUUUGAAUCUGGUCUUUUCCCCGGUAUCAUAUUUUACAUUACAAAGUGGUAUAAGAGAUCUGAGCGAGGUUAUCGAAUUAGCUUAUUUUUUUCUGGUGCUACGAUUGCCGGUGCAUUCAACGGUCUUUUAGCAUUUGCUAUCACAAAAUUAGAUGGUAGAUCUGGUUUAAGUGGUUGGCAAUGGAUAUUUCUUAUUGAUGGGAUUGCGACAGUCAUUGCCGCACUUUUCUCUUACUUUUUAAUCUCGGAUUAUGCAGAAACCGCUACUUGGCUUACAGAAGAUGAAAGAAAGUUAGCCAUUGAUCGAUUACGAAUUGAUGGGGGACAUGCUCAUACAACUCAUUUUGAUAAAUUUCAGAUUUUUCAAGCUUUUAAAGAUUUGUUAUUUCCCAACUUCUUUCCACUCCCCCAUUUAUUUUGGGAUGUAUUUCUGGUAAUCCUGGGAUACGCGUUACUUCUUGCAAAUCAUUCUAGUAUUGCAUGUGCUUGUAUUGUUGGAUUGGGUUUUUUUUCAUGUAUCCCUACUUUACUUGCAUG